GCCUUUUGGCUUCUUGUGAAGGUCGAUUGGAUGGCUGCGCGUUGGACGUUGGAAGUUGGGGUUUGGAUCUUUUGCUGAUACUUAGCGUUAGGGUUCAAUCUUUGCUUUGCAAAAGAAGCAAAGUGGCGACAAUGACGACGAAGGCUACCAACACAAUCGUCCAAAAAGGUGAGAUAGUAACCAACCACGAUGAGCGUAGACCUAUCGGACGAGCCUUGUCAAAAUGGAUCUGAUGACCAAGCAUUAUCCUCGCUUGUACUGGAGGAGGCAGUGGCACAAAAUCAGCAACUAUGUGAACCCCUCUUGUCUGGCCAAGAUAAUAGUAGUAGUGCACAAGCAGAAGAACAACCUGCCCCACCAUUACCCAGCUUUCAAGGUCUACUAUUUUAUCGCCUCUUGUACUUUCUGGAUGGCUUGUCUGCUUCUGCAUGGGGUCGUUUUGGAAUCAUCUAUUAUAACCGAAUCAAGCACCUAAGUGCUGGUCAAAUUGGAGUCCUACAGGGUGUGGCACCUGUUCUCAGACUGGUUUCCCAACCAGUUUGGGGAUAUAUUGCGGACUAUGUUCAGUCUCGAAAAACCAUCUUUGUCAUUUGCAACACUUGCUGCACCAUGUUGAUCCUAUCCCUGUCGCACUGGAAGGGAUUCUGGCCCAUUCUCUGUUGUGUGGCAGCCAUGUCCUGCUUCAAUUCUGACGGAGUCCUAGAUGCUCACACAUUGGACUUUCUAGGAGAAGCAUACCGUGGCAUGUAUGGCAGCAUUCGAUUGUGGACUGCCAUUAGUUGGGGAUUGGGUGCUGUUGUCAUGGGAUGGAUCACUGAUCAGUGGGGAUUCCAUUGGAACUUUGUUCUCUUUGGUACAAUGAUGCUGUUGAUGCUUGCUGCCAUUAUUUUUGGAUUGCCCACCAGAUCCAAAUCCGAGCAACAGCUCUACAAUCAACUCAAUACUAGUAGCAACAAUCAGCAGGAACAAACAGAGGAAGAAGCCAAUAUCACUGCUCAUUCAUCGUCCAAUCAUCCUCAGCUUUCUGAGUUACGGAAAGCUAUCCUUCGCUUGCCAGUUUGUUUGUGGCUCGCUGAGGUAGCUAUCAUUGGGGCGGGAAUGACAAUUGUGGACUCUUUUCUCUUUGUAUAUCUACAAAAUGAGCUUGACACAUCCACAGAGCUAUGUGGGUACACAGUGGGAGUGACAGUUCUACUCGAACUUCCCAUUUUCCACUUUAGCGAAUAUUUACUAUCCAAGCUGGGACACGAUGUGCUCUUCCUCCUAUCCAUGUUUGCCUAUUCCACUCGGGUCAUUGGGUAUACAUUCCUAACACCCUCAACAGCACAUUGGGUACUGGUAUUGGAAUUUUCUCAUGGCAUUACCUUUGCCUGCAUGUGGAUUUCCUCCAUUGACUAUGCAGCAGUUGUGGCUCCCAAAGAAUGGUCCACCACAGUGCAGACACUGCUUUCGACAGCAUUGUCCUGUGUGGGUGGUGGUCUGGGGCCUGUGUUUGCAGGCUUGGUCAUGGAUCGAUUUGGACCCUAUGUGAUGUUUCGGAGCAUUGGAGUGGUUGUCGCAGCCCUGUUUGUUGUCCAUGCCUUUGUCUAUUUCACAUUGAAACAAGGACAUGACAGGUUUCUGCAGCAAUUCAAGGCAGAACGGCUGUCGGUGACAGAACCACAGGCCACCGCAGGCCAUGACAAUGAGACUAGCAGCUAGCUAUGGGGAGUCAUCAAAUAUUUGAAUAAAGACAAUGAACGCUUCGGUUGGCAACACUUUGCUACCGGUACUACCACGUAGCUAUCUAGUUGAACCAGAUGACGAUAGUUUUAAUAGUACCGGUACCAGUAGAUGAUAUAGAUCAGUUGACAGGCGUGGAAUGCCAACUGAUGG
Seminavis robusta is the source of this 1875-nucleotide messenger RNA. NCBI's taxonomy places the organism in Eukaryota, Bacillariophyta, Bacillariophyceae, Naviculales, Naviculaceae. The record is from the annotation of a GenBank genome assembly.